GGGCAGCGGCGGGGGCGGCCCCGUCCGGCAGAGAGCCGCGCGGCAGAGCUCCGUUGGAGUCCCCGGCGGUCCGUGGAGGAAGAGGAUGCCGGGGCUGUAGUGAAAGGGCUCUGACCAGCUACUAGAGAAAAGAGAAAGUGAAGUCAAACUUUUAAGUCUGAGAAAGAGGAAGGCGCCACUACAGAAUAAGAAGUUUCUGACAACUUUACCUGUUGGAAGUCAUAGAACAAGAUCAUAGAACAAACCAAUGAGAAAACCUCAACUUUUUGGAUGUGCUAUCGAGUGGAUGUAUCUUUGGCAUGGAUUACGUGUUUGGUCUUCUACAACCUGAGGCAAUGAUGGAUGUGCUAUGUAUGAUAGAAGAAUUAAUUGUUGGAAGAGACAAGUAGAAAGGACUACACCACAUUAAGAAGAUGGUUUAAAAAUGUUUGCAUUUCUUGCCAAUAACAUACAACCAAGAGAGCCUGGUAGUCCAACAGUAAAACAACAACAAAGUUGUUUCUUUUUUUCCCUGGUUCAAAAAGAGCAAGUAGUCAGUGUGUGUUUUAUCAUGUGUUUCUUGAUUAUUUAGCACUGACUUUUAUUAUGCAGAAAUAAUGGAGCGAGGAUUGGUAGACACUCCCUCCCCACCACACAUUCAGCCACUAAAGACUGUCAAGAUGACCUCUGAAGAGUUGACAGCUUCUGUUCUGGUGUCUGUCGUGCAGGGUAAAGUGAUACCUGCUCAGUCAGCUGGAGAUGAAAAUACUGAAAAUGCUUUGGACACCAGUGUUAUAAAAAGACACACUGCCAGUCCAGGAAGGCAAACCACACGCGCUGUCUCAUACUUACACAGACUGGAAGAAGAAAGUCUUCAGGGCUCAGUGCCCAAAAUAUUCACUUUGACAAAUAAACAAAUGACCUGAUAACAAUAUUAACGAGAACUUCUGGGAGAGGAACAACACCAUCUCUGAUUCAGUGAAGUUUCUUAACAUUAACUGUAACAUUGUGCAGAAAAACUACAAGAGCAAUAUCCCAUGUGGUCAGUUGUAUAAAUCUUGUGGCCCUUUAGCAGGGGGAGAGGCGUGCCUAGAAACUGGAAUUCCUGUUUCACUGGAAAGAGCUAUGCUUGCUGAAAUUCAGUUGAAAAUGAAUGGACCUUCAUUAAGAAGCCAGACAGCAGUAAAGAAGAGCGAUGGCACUGAUACCGAUGAAGUAGCCUUUUUUCACUUUCAUUGUGCAAGUGAAAGGAAUAUAUCAAAGGCUUUGUGCCAAUUGCACAAUGGCUUCAUAUUGAAUGACUGCUUACAGCCAGUAGGUGUUGGCAAUAGUAGCGCUACUGGCUCCCCAGCAUGCACUUGCACGUUAGUGGAGUUGACAAACAAUUGUGAGAAUGAAAAUGGGCAACACUUGUACGACGACACUUUAAGGGAUAAAUACUUCUGCCUGGAAAGAGCACCACGAAAGGUUAAAGUGGCGUGCUCGGGUCACAGCUUCUUUGGAAACAACUUUACUGGAAGGAUGCCCUUCAAAGCCCUUUUUGAGCCAUUUUGAAGACUGUAAUGAUAACUGUGAAGAAGAGAAUGGAGGAGGAUUUUUUUAGAAGCAAAAAGGAACGUUCCACAUUAUUAAUAAGACGCUUCUGUAAAAAUGAUAAGGAGGUUAAAAAAUCAGUUUAUACUGGAACAAGAGCGAUUGUUAGGACUUUACCUUCAGGGCACAUUGGAACUGUUGCUUGGAAUUACGUUGAGCAGAGGAAAAACAACAGUGCCUUGAAGCGUUCUAGGAUUACAGCAGAACAGCUAACUAUAAUUCAGAGCUUGAUAAAGUGGGAAUUUAAUUCCUUUCUUGAGACCUCUUUAUUGUAUGAGAUCCUCAAUACCGUGAGAGAAGAAGGAGCAGAAGACAUCUUUGAAUAUUUUCCUCAUCUAUUGGGAAAACUCCCAUCCUUAGAUACAGCCUGUAUAUGCAAAGGUGAUGGUUUAUGUGUAAAACCAUGUGCAACAGGUGCUUUCUGUCAGUAUCGUGCCACUUUACAGAGGACUGCGCUCUCUAACUACAUAACUGGUGCUUUACUAGAAGCAACUACAUCAUUAGGAGCAAGAAGUGGUCUUCUAAAUAUCUUCGGAGGAUCAGCUGGAAGAACAAUGCUUAAAGAACGUCAAGCGUGUACAUCUAUGGCUGGCUCCAGUGUCCUUCCCUCCAACGUGGCUGGUAUCAGCAAGGAGCUUAUCGACCUGCAGCACCUCAUUCAGUUCCCAGAGGAGGUUGCCAGCAUUCUCACUGAGCAGGAGCAGGAGCUCUACCGGAAAGUCUUACCCAUUGACUACCUCUGCUUCUUAACCAGGGAUUUGGGUAAUGCUGAGUGUCAAAGCAAGCUUCCUUGUAUUAAAGCUUCCAUAUCUGCUACUAUUCUUUCUUCCCCAAACGGUGAACAUAAUGCUGUAGAAGAUCUUGUGACAAGAUUUAAUGAGGUGAGCUCGUGGGUUACCUGGCUGAUCCUGACUGCAGGUUCUAUGGAGGAGAAACGAGAAGUCUUCUCAUAUUUAGUACAUGUGGCAAAAUGCUGCUGGAAUAUGGGCAACUACAAUGCUGUAAUGGAAUUUUUGGCAGGACUAAGAUCAAGAAAAGUUUUAAAAAUGUGGCAAUUUAUGGACCAGUCUGACAUAGAAACCAUGCGAAGUCUGAAAGAUGCUAUGGCACAACAUGAGUCCUCAUCCGAGUACAGGAAGGUGGUCAACCGGGCACUCAAUAUUCCAGGCUGUAAAGUAGUUCCUUUCUGUGGUGUCUUUUUAAAAGAGCUUUGUGAAAUUUUGGAUGGAGCAUCAAGCCUCAUUAGACUGUGCCCACAGUAUAAUUCCCAGGAUGAGACAUUAGAGUUUGUUUCAGAUUACAGUGGACAAGAUAAUUUCUUGCAACGAGUAGGCCAAGAUGGUUUAAAUAAUCCAGAAAAAGAAUCCACAGCAAACAGUAUAUUUCAAACUAUUCGGAGCUGUAAUCGCAGUUUGGAAUCUGAAGAGGGUGAAGAUAAUCUCAGUGAAGGAAGCAAUUCGAGAAAAAACUCCUUGAAGGACAGAAACCGUUACCAUGCAGUACGUGUAAAGAAAGCUUCUGGUUCAAACCAUGUUCUAUUUAUAAUUGGAGAUCUUUCAGAUUCUGAAAGUGAUAUAUUUGAGCAGCUGAAGGACUGGGACACAAGUUCGACAGAAGAGCAACAAAAGGCUUUCUGCCACGGCAUAGAACUCAUUCCCUGGUACGUGCUGUCUAUACGAGCUGAUGUCCACCAGUUCAUGCUGCAAGGGGCAACUGUCAUCCAUUAUGACCAGGAGACACAUCUUUCAGCACGUUGCUUUCUUCAGCUUCAGCCUGACAAUAGUACUUUGACUUGGACAAAACCCACAACAGUUUGCCCAGCAAAUGCAAAAGCAAAGCUGAGUGUGCUGGGUAACGCUGCUGAGCUUGGUAAAUACCAGUUCCUUGGCAAUACUGGACUAAAUGGACUGGUGGAAGGUUUUCUAGAUUUGUUUUCAGCCAAGGCUGUGUAUAUGGGACACUCUGGCAUUGAUAUGCACACUGUGUGUGUUCAAAAUAAACUCUGUAAUAUGUCCCUUGAAGAAAAUGGUAUAACACUACUUUAUGGACUUCAGACUACUGAUAAUAAAUUGCUGCACUUUGUUGCUCCAAAAUAUACUGCCAGAAUGCUCUAUGAUGGACUGCUGGAAUUGACUAAAGCUGUAAGGAAAAUGAGGAGAUUCCCUGAUCAAAGAUUACAGUGGCUACGGAAACAGUAUGUCAGUCUCUACCAGGAGGAUGGAAGGUUUGAAGGCCCAACCUUGGCUCAGGCUGUCGAACUGUUUGGAGGCAGACGAUGGAGCACAAGGAACACAAACACAGGAACUCUGACCAAAAGCACUGAGAAACCUAGUGUGCAGAGAAACAACACUCUGGGAAUAAGUGCAGCUAAGAAAAAGAAGAAAGUACUCAUGAGGGGUGAAAGUGGGGAGGCCACUGAUGAUGAAAUGGCAACUCGGAAGGCAAAGAGCUGCAAGGAAUAUCGAAACAGAAGUGGUUCAGAUCCUCAAGAUAUUGAUGAACAAGAAGAGUCAGAUCAAAAUAUUAUUAUUAAUGCUUCUCCAUCUAACACCCUGUCAUCAAGAAGAGCUCACUCUCUGACAGCAUCUGGACCUCCUCAUUUAGGAGCUGCCACGUCCCCACCAGCCAGACCAGUGUCCUCUCCUGUAAUGUCUUCAAGCAAGAGUCAGUCGAGCACGUGGAGCAGCAGUAGCUGGCACGGCCGUGUUAAAGGAGGAAUGAAGGGGUUCCAGAACUUCAUGGUUUCUGAUAGUAACAUGACUUUUGUGGAAUUUGUGGAGCUCUUCAAAUCUUUCAGCGUCCGUAGCCGUAAGGACCUUAAAGACCUUUUCGAUGUCUAUGCUGUGCCUUGCAAUCGAUCCGGUUUAGAGCCUACUCCACUUUAUACUAAUUUGAAGAUUGAUGAAAACAGCAUUGGAUUCCAACCUGAUUUAGAUUUAUUGACUAGGAAUGUUUCAGACCUUGGUUUGUUCAUUAAGAGUAGGCAGCAGUUGUCAGAUAACCAAAGGCAAAUAUCUGAUGCUAUUGCUGCUGCCAGCAUUGUAACUAAUGGUACUGGAGUGGAGAGCACAUCACUGGGGGUAUUUGGUGUGGGCAUCCAGCAGCUGAAUGACUUCCUUGUGAAUUGCCAAGGAGAACACUGCACCUACGAUGAAAUCCUCAGCAUUAUCCAGAAGUUUGAACCCAGUGUCAAUAUGUGCCAGCAGGGGCUACUAUCUUUCGAAGGAUUUGCAAGGUUUCUGAUGGACAAAGACAACUUUGCCUCCAAAAAUGAUGAGUCACAAGAGAAUGCUGAGGACUUGCAGUUUCCACUAUCAUAUUACUACAUUGAAUCUUCCCACAAUACCUACCUUACUGGCCAUCAGCUCAAAGGGGAAUCCUCAGUGGAGCUCUACAGCCAGGUUCUCUUACAAGGCUGUAGAAGUGUCGAAUUAGACUGCUGGGAUGGCGAUGAUGGGAUGCCUAUCAUUUACCAUGGGCACACUCUUACUACUAAGAUCUCUUUUAAGGAGGUAGUUGAAGCUAUUGAUCGCAAUGCGUUUAUCACCUCCGACAUGCCAAUUAUCAUAUCCAUAGAAAACCACUGCUCCUUACCUCAGCAGCGCAAGAUGGCUGAAAUUUUCAAGAAUGUAUUUGGAGAUAAGCUGGUAACCAAGUUUUUAUUUGAGAGCGACUUUUCUGACGAUCCCAUGCUUCCUUCACCUGGGCAACUGAAAAGGAAAAUCCUGCUUAAAAACAAGAAGCUCAAAGCCCAUCAAACACCGGUGGAUAUAUUGAAACAGAAGGCUCACCAGCUGGCGCAUAUGCAAGCACAGGCUAGCAAUGGUGCUAGCAACCCCACACCUACCAAUGAAGAGGAAGAAGAUGAAGAGGAUGAAUAUGACUAUGACUACGAAUCUCUCUCUGAUGCAGAUGUCCUUAAUGCUUCUCCUGCUCCUAACAGCCAGGAAGAUAACAUUCUUGAUGACCGACCUGAGAAUAAAUUAUCAAGUGAUAAGCUGCAGUUUGAAUAUAAUGAAGAGACUGCCAAAAGAAUAAAGAAGGCUGAUUGUGCUACUUACAGUAAUAAAGGAAAGGUUUACGACAUGGAACUGGGGGAAGAAUUCUAUCUUCCACAAAACAAGAAGGAAAGCCGACAGAUAGCCCCAGAGCUAUCAGAUCUUGUCAUUUACUGUCAAGCUGUAAAGUUCCCCGGCUUGUCGACUCUAAACCCAUCUGGCUCUAGCAGAGGAAAAGAAAGAAAAAGCAGGAAGUCCAUUUUUGGCAACAAUCCUGGUAGACUGAGCCCUGGGGAGUCAGCUACUCUUGCCAAAGCAUCUGGAAAAGGUCCUUUUGAUGUGAUGCGGCAGACGUGGGAAGACCCUUCCUCUCCUUAUAAUUCUCCAGCUUCUCUCAGUGCUAUCAUAAGGACACCCAAGUGCUACCACAUCUCCUCCCUGAACGAGAAUGCUGCCAAGCGGCUGUGCCGGCGGUACUCCCAGAAGCUGAUCCAGCACACCACCUGCCAGCUCCUGCGGACGUACCCCGCUGCCACGCGCAUCGACUCCUCCAAUCCCCACCCGCUCAUCUUCUGGCUCCAUGGCGUGCAACUCGUGGCUCUUAACUACCAGACAGACGAUCUUCCCCUGCAACUCAAUGCAGCGAUGUUUGAGGCUAAUGGUGGCUGUGGAUAUGUUCUGAAACCUCCUGUUCUGUGGGAUAAGAAUUGUUCAAUGUACCAGCAGUUUUGUCCAUUAGAAAGAGAUCUUGACAAUAAGGAGCCAGCUAUAUAUUCUUUAACAAUCGUGUCUGGGCAGAACGUGUGCCCCAGCAACAGCACAGGAAGUCCGUGCAUCGAAAUUGAUGUGCUCGGGAUGCCCCUGGACAGCUGCCAUUUCCGGACCAAACCCAUUCAUCGCAACACGCUCAACCCAAUGUGGAAUGAGCAGUUUCUUUUCCGGGUUCAUUUUGAAGAUUUGGUCUUUCUUCGGUUUGCAGUUGUUGAAAACAACAGCUCAGCUAUAACGGCUCAGAGAAUCAUUCCACUGAAAGCUCUGAAAAGAGGCUAUAGACAUGUCCAGCUCCAUAACCUGCACAAUGAGGCACUGGAAAUCUCUAGUUUGUUCAUAAACAGUCGGAGGAUGGAAGAAAGUCCCUCUGGAAACACUGUGCCUGCAUCUAUAUUGUUUAGUUCAGCUGAAAGGAAAGCCUCUGUGCCUUACAAAGUGACGAUCCAUGGAAUUCCAGGCCCGGAGCCCUUCACUGUUUUUAACAUCAGCGGAGGGACCACAGCUGCACAGCUGCUCCAUCAGCUCUUGGAGACCACAAAAGGCACUGAGUCAUGUGCUGCAGACUAUUUUCUGAUGGAAGAGAAAAGUUUUUUAUCUAAAGAAAAGAGCGAAUGCAGAAAACCACCAUUCCAGAGAGUAAUUGGUCCUGAAGAAGGGCUUGUGCAGCUCUUGAACAGUUGGUUCCCAGAAGAAGGAUAUGUUGGAAGAAUCAUCUUUAAAACCCGAGAGGAAAAUUUAAAUGAGAGAAAUGUCUUUCAAGAAGCAAAAGAAGAUGCAGCCAUCACCUCGGAGGAUGACAGUUUCUUCGUUCAGGUACACGAUGUCUCCCCCGAGCAACCACGCACUGUCAUCAAGGCACCGCGCUUCAGCACCGCGCAGGAUGUCAUACAGCAGACUCUUUGCAAAGCCAAGUACUCCUACAGCAUUCUGAGCAAUCCAAAUCCGAGCGACUAUGUCCUCCUGGAAGAGGUGACAAAAGAGCCAACAAACAAGAAGUCUUCAACAUCUAAACCAUCUCAGAGGAUUCUCUCUGAUCAAGAGUGUGUGUUUCAGGCCCAAAGCAAGUGGAAGGGAGCGGGAAAAUUUAUCCUUAAACUCAAAGAACAAGUUCAGGCAGCACGAGAUGACAAAAGAAAAGGCAUUUCCUUUACCAGUGAGCUCAGGAAGCUGACCAAGUCAAGUAAGCAGUACCGGGGCUUCAUUUCACCACCCCUGCAAGUCCUGCCUGACAGCCCACAAAAUAAGGAUGAGAGGCCCGCGUGCAGCUUGACUUUUAGCGACGUUAUGGAAUAGUCACCACCAGUGCCUCCAGUACAGUUUGUGCAGAUCUGAACGAACACAUGGGAUGUCUUUCUAGGCGACAAAGGCGACACUAAAUCAACAACACAAUUCAAGCGCAACAAAGUAGAUUGUGGAAAAAUCCCAGUCACAUUCCCUCCUCUCCAGCAUUUGUUCUUUCAUUUAUUCUGCAAACUGGAAUUUACAACACUGAACCCUUCUCCAGUGCCCUUGAAGGAAUCUGCUGAGGUCUGAACUGGUUGGUAAUUGUUUGGUCUGUGCUUUUAAUGCUUAACCAGGCAGUACUUCUGGAUUAACAUCCAGAAUCUGGGAUGGCAGAUUGGAGAGCUGCCUGUCAGCUGCCCGAAGAGUCCCCUCUUCCCCUGUAUCUUCACUUCUGCAAAGUCUUGAAAGGCAGAUGAAGAAUUUUUCUUGGACUGUAUGUUGUAAACAAACAUGUUACCACCCCGCCUCCUUUUUAAACAAAAGAUUUUAGCUAAUUGCCUUAAGGGAAACCAAAGGCAGAGAACCAGAGUGUUCUUUUAUGUGUAUUAUAUUAAAAUAAUGCACUUUUACAUAAAGAUUCCUGUUGAACACUGUGUUUAGUGACUGUAAAGAGAUUUAAAUAUACUGUAACUUUCUUGGCUUAUCAGUUUAACUUUGGUAAAUAUACACAAAUUGCUCCAGUUAUUUAUGGUUUAUCUGCUUUAACAAAAUAUUGUACAGUAGUUAAAUACACCUAACUGGUAGCGAUACUUUGACAAGGAACAGCGUUAUCGUCUUAUAAAGUCUAGUUUUCCAGGCUUGUGUUUAAAGAAAGAAUAUUUAUUAUGUUCCAAAGUAUGUGUCAUUGUGUAAUAUAUUUAUCAUAUACUACUUUUUAGAAACUGCAAAAUCUUCACCUCCCUCUGGCUUUAGAGGAAAAAAAUGUUUGAACUUUCCUGCUUGUUUCUUUUCAGCACAAAAGUCGGAUACCCCAAACUCAAACAGUACUGAAAAAUGUAAUUAACACUUCCAAAUUGUAUGGAAAUAUCUACAGCUGUUUGGUUUUUUUUUACUUACUUUUUAAACCCAGAGAGCAUACACACUCUUAUACUACAACGCUCGACACUUUGUUCACAUAGAAGCACUGUUUAAAGUCUGAUGUUUGCUGAAUUCAUCUUUUGAUAUUUAAGAUAUUACGGUUGUCUCUCUUUUUUUUUUGUACUCCAUGGGGGCUUAUUAAUGUUUUUAGUUAGUUAAUUAACCUAUAUAAACCAACUUAUUGGGGAACAAAUACAACAAUUGCUGAAACCACUCAUACCUUCCGUUUCCCAUACAAAGCGUAUCUGUGGUAAGAAAGUGGCCCUGUGCACAUCUGGGCUCCUUGGAGCACUCGCUGAACCACGCAGAGUUAGCUGUCUGACUCAGGUGAGAAUCCACGCUAUAGGGAUUGAUUUUCGCUGUCACAGACUGCAUGCCAACUUUAGCACUCGAGCACAAACUGCUGCUGCUUAUGAGAGAGUCUGCAUCAGGCAAGGAAUAGAACAGCAAGAUGGUGAACCUCCUUCCUCCCCCAGUAAUUACAGAAUAAACCAAAAGAAAGCCAGCUUAUGCUCUGAUGUAUAAAUAAGCAGGUAGAAGCUACAUUCUGCCACCAGUUUCUUUUUACCAUGCACCCCUGAGAAUUCCUGUCUGUCAGCCACUAACAAGGCAGAAUGUGCCCCCUUGAGGUCAUUUCCAACCACGAGAAAAAAUAACCUCAGACCCGGUCGCAUAUCCCCUCCCUGAGGCUGUGCACCUCCCAGCGCUUAUCUUUCUUUAUACCGAUACAGAAAAACAGUUCUCUAAGUAUAAUUAAUAAUAAUAAUUAAUAAUAUCACUGAUUUUUUUCUUCCAGUGCCUUGGGAUAUUUUUAGAAAUAAAGAUUAUUUUCCUGUAGAGUUUAUCCUCAAUUAUUUGACUUCUUAUAAAAAAAAAAAAAUUCAGCAGUACUGAAAAUAGAAUUCUUAACAUCACCCUUAGCACCGUGCUUGCUCCAACACAGAACACCCUUACACCCAUUUCAUCAGCCAGUGAUGGUUUUCUUUCACAGGGAUUUAAAUAGAAAAAAUAAAUCUUGUGAAAUUCAGGGGCAACAGCAGCAGUGUCAGAGGAACUUAGGAAUAGCAGUUAAGUACUUUUUCUGCUAAUACAGUAACUCUCCAGUUGUUGGACAAGUUGAUUAAUGUACGUAUCUUCCUCAUCAGUCAAGGUCUAAAACUGCUUUUUCUGCUGUUUGUCACAGUAAAACAGAACAGGAAAAUAUUUAUCUAAAAUUUGGCAAGCUAAUUAUAAUGUUCCAGUACUUUCAUUAAUGCACAAAUAUCACAAUCUCAAGUUACAGAAAGGUUCUGGCUAGUGCCAACUGUCAGAGGGUUUUUUUGCCUGUGAAAUGCAGUUCCUGUUUUAUGCAGGUGGAAAGCAAGAAAGCUCCUUUCCACUUGUGUUCAUUCCAAAUAUCCCACUAAUGAAAAUCUGCCACCACUUAAAGCAUUAAAGAGGUCUGGGUUUUUGUUAAGUUUUAAGAAAUCUCAGUUAAAUACAGUUUAUGUGAAAAGUUAUUAAUUCUACCAGGAAAAUUUACUUUACUUAUCCACAAAUCAUCUUCCUUCUGCAGGAAUACUUGCCCACACAUUCCUCUGACAGAACAGCUUUGUCCCCUUCUGUGCUUUUGGCCGGGUAUGGACUUCAAUUAGGAAAAUACAUUCAUUUUCACAUUACAAACUAUUUACAGGAAGCAGCUUCCAGGAUAAAGUCUGAAAGAAAGGAAUGUAAAUAAGCAACACCUUCAGAAAAAAGCACUCUCAGUGGUAGCAGGCCCUGUUCUGCUGAGUUUACAGGUAAAGCCCUCAUGCUCAGUUGCCUCUUGGCCAUAUAGGAGUAUUUUAUUCAUUUUUUUUUUAAACCACUGUACUUUUAUACCAGUAUCUUGGAUUUUCCUUGCAAAGCGUGUGCUGUUUGCAGUGCUGACCGGAUGGGACAACACUCAGCCUGCCAGGGAUCCUGGGCUCACUGCGGUACUGCUCAGUUUUCAGGAACUGAGACACACCGGGGGGUAAUUGCUAUGGGCUGAAGGGUUUCCUGCUUAUUUCUUACAGAUCCCAACUUAAACAAAGAAGCAAAAUACUGUACAAUUUUUAUAUAGUGUAGUUACAAUUUUUAAAUCCUAAUCACCUACUUUCAUUGAUAGUGCAAAGUUUUACUAGACAAAGGAUCUCAACAGCCAUCUUUUCAAAGUGGUCUGCUUCCAGAAAUCAUAUGCUUCUAGGAAUUCAUUAAAAACUUCAACUAGUAAUUUGUGGGAAUGUGUUCCUGAAAUAUCCAGGAAAUAUUUGUCUUUAAAAAAAGAACUUGCCAGUAGCUUUCCAGCUCAGUGAAAGGCUGAGUCUGCAGCUUCUGAAACGGAACUCUUUCCCUUCUGCUCUUGCUCUCUAAAUGCUGCUAAGCUUCAGCUAACGUUUGUUUUUUAAUCACUGGCUCUUAGUAGACCGCUACAAAACUCAGUUUCCUUUUAGGAUAUCCCACUAAAUGUAACAAUGGUGGAGUUUUUUCAUUAUGUCAUAGAUAUUUUGUAACUGCAAUAGUGACAGACAUUUGGCAGGGUUAGCAAAUUAAACACAAAAAUAAGUAACAAUGAAUAGAUUUUGCUCCAAUACUUGUAUAGAGUAUCUCAGAAUGACUUACUUCUUAGCUGCACACUCAUCUUCCUCUGCCUCCUAAUGCACAUCACGGCAUUCUGACAGCGCAGUGUCACUCUGUGCCAGUCAUUACAUUGUUUGGAAACUAUGUAAAACGAACAAUUCUAAAAGCAACUUUCCACCUGGGCUAUUUCCUCUUUGCUGACUUGAAGAAUAAAUUUGUAUUUGUAUAUGUUGUAAAAAAAUAAAUGGUUUAAGAUGUUGA
Messenger RNA from Gallus gallus (chicken), 11543 nucleotides. RefSeq names its product phospholipase C epsilon 1 (gene PLCE1). The record is from RefSeq and is a predicted model, not a curated record. Gene Ontology annotation, molecular function: phosphatidylinositol-4,5-bisphosphate phospholipase C activity; guanyl-nucleotide exchange factor activity. NCBI's taxonomy places the organism in Eukaryota, Metazoa, Chordata, Aves, Galliformes, Phasianidae. The coding region runs from base 1542 to 7634 and encodes 2030 amino acids. Gene Ontology annotation, biological process: lipid metabolic process; small GTPase-mediated signal transduction; phosphatidylinositol-mediated signaling. The transcript is spliced from 36 exons.